GUUUUCCCCGGCACGUGGUUCGCCAGGAUGGAGGUGUCCCCUGAGUGCCCGCAGCGGGGCGGGGGGCCGGUGCUGGUGCGCAGGCGGUCCCCGGUGCCCCUGGGCCUGCGCGAGACGCUCAAAGCCAGGCUGUGGCGCAGCUGCGCGUGCAGCACGCGGGGCGCCUGGGCGUGGGUGCAGGAUCUGCUGCCCGCCACACGCUGGCUGCGCCAGUACCGGCCGCGGGAGGCCCUGGCGGGCGACGUCAUGUCGGGGCUGGUCAUCGGCAUCAUCCUGGUGCCCCAGGCCAUCGCCUACUCGCUGCUGGCGGGGCUGCAGCCCAUCUACAGCCUCUACACGUCCUUCUUCGCGAACCUCAUCUACUUCGUCAUGGGCACGUCCCGCCACGUGUCCGUGGGGAUCUUCAGCCUGCUGUGCCUCAUGGUGGGCCAGGUGGUGGACCGCGAGCUCCUGCUGGCCGGCUUUGGCCCUGCCCAGGACGGCCCCGGGCCCACGGCCAACGGUAGCGCCGCCAACGCCUCCGCCCCCGCCGCGGGGCUCGGGCCGCCGGACUGCGGGCAGGACUGCUACGCCAUCCGCGUCGCCACCGCCCUCACCCUGGUGGCCGGGAUUUACCAGGUCCUCAUGGGCAUCCUCCGGCUGGGCUUCGUGUCCGCCUACCUCUCCCAGCCGCUGCUCGAUGGCUUUGCCAUGGGGGCCUCGGUGACCAUCCUGACCUCCCAGCUGAGGCACCUGCUAGGCGUGCGGAUCCCGCGGCACCAAGGGCUGGGCAUGGUGGUCAGCACGUGGCUGAGCCUGCUGCGCUCCAUCGGCCAGGCCAACCUGUGCGACGUGCUCACCAGCGCCACGUGCCUGGUCGUGCUGCUGGCCGCCAAGGAGCUCGCAGACCGCUGCCGGCACCGCCUCAAGGUGCCACUGCCCACGGAGCUGCUGGUCAUCGUGACAGCCACGCUGGUGUCCCACUACGGGCAGUUCCAUGAACGCUUCGGCUCCAGUGUGGCUGGGGACAUCCCCACUGGCUUCGUGGCCCCCCGGGUGCCGGACCCUGGGCUGAUGUGGCGCGUGGUGCUGGAUGCCGUGCCCCUGGCCCUCGUGGCGUCCGCCUUCUCCAUCUCGCUGGCGGAGAUGUUUGCCCGGAGCCACGGCUACUCGGUGCGAGCCAACCAGGAGCUGCUGGCCGUGGGCUGCUGCAACGUGCUGCCGGCCUUCUUCCACUGCUACGUCACCAGUGCCGCCCUGAGCAAGACCCUGGUGAAGACGGCCACCGGCUGCCGCACGCAGCUGUCCAGCGUGGUCAGCGCCGCCGUGGUGCUGCUGGUCCUGCUGGCUCUGGCGCCGCUGUUCCGGGACCUGCAGCGCUGCGUGCUGGCCUGCGUCAUCGUGGUCAGCCUGCGGGGGGCCCUGCGCAAGGUGAGGGACGUGCCGCAGCUGUGGCGGCUCAGCCCGGCCGACGCGCUGGUGUGGGUGGCCACGGCGGCCACGUGCGUGCUGCUCAGUGUGGAGGCGGGGCUGCUGGCCGGCCUCGUCCUGUCUCUGCUCAGCCUGGCCGGUCGCACGCAGCGCCCCCGAGCGGUCCUGCUCGCCCAGAUCGGGGACACGGGCUUCUACGAGGACGCCGCAGAGUUCGAGGGCCUGGUCCCCGAACCCGGGGUGAGGGUGUUCCGCUUCGCGGGGCCGCUCUACUACGCCAACAAGGACUUCUUCCUGCGGUCACUGUACGGCCUCACGGGGCUGGAUGCCGGGCAGGCCGCCGCCAGGAGGAAGGAGCGGGGCCCGGGCGCAGGCGCGGGUGAGGGAGACGCCGUCGGGGGCGUGGACCUGGGCCCGGCGGGCAGUUCGGCCGCACUGGUGCCCACGGAGGGCGGCUUCCACGCCGUGGUCAUUGACUGCGCCCCGCUGCUCUUCCUGGAUGCAGCCGGCGUGGCUACGCUGCGGGACCUGCGCCGGGACUACGGGGCCCUGGGCAUCACCCUGCUCCUGGCCUGCUGCAGCCCCUUGGUGAGGGACACCCUGAGGAGGGGUGGCUUCCUCGGGGACGACCCGGGGGACGCGGCCGAGGAGGCGCAGCUGUUCCACAGUGUGCAUGGCGCCGUGCAGGUGGCCCGAGCCCGCCGCAGGGAGGCAGCAGCCACCGACUCCACCCUCUAGAGCCAGCGCCCGUCCCCGGGGCCCCCGGCAGGCAGGCUCCAGCUCGGUCACCCGUGUCCAUCACCUCAACCCUCCAAGCGGAGGCUGUGCCCUCUGGCCUGGGGGAGCCAGGGAGCGCACAGGGACCCAGGCCCUUUGAAGCCAAGAGCUUCAACAGAGGUCCUGCAGGUCAACGUGAUGCCGGGUGUCACCGUCUUAUUUGAACAAAGGCCCCGACGUGGUCAGGAUGCCUCCCAGGUGCCAAUGGGGUACUGGUCCUUUGGCUUGUCCCGUCCCAGUCCCACUGCGGCCGGGGGCACGAGGAUCUCUGUGUCUCUGGACUUCCAAACACACCCCCGGGUGUCCCCUAGCCUGCAGCCUGCAGGGCCCCUGGGCCGCGUUCCUCCAAGGCCUGACCUGUGAGCACAGGGCCGGGCUGCGUGGGUGCGUCCAGCCCCGGAGCCGCUGCAGGCGACACCACCUUGACCCUGAGCCCCUCAGUGAGCCCCACGGGGAGCCAGCUCUGCUCAGUCCAGGGGCCGCCCAGCCCCCACACAGCCUCUCCACCAGGGACAGCGUGCAGACGAUGGGGGCCCCCUCCCUCCUGCCUCCCGCCCGCCUCUGCACCUGACCUGCCCCAGCCUCGGUCUCCAGCCCCCGGCCGGCUCUCCCAGCCGCCCCCCACUCACCUGGCCG
Molecule: messenger RNA, 2823 nt
Organism: Nyctereutes procyonoides (raccoon dog)
Lineage: Eukaryota; Metazoa; Chordata; Mammalia; Carnivora; Canidae
Gene: SLC26A1
Product: solute carrier family 26 member 1
Exons: 2
Coding region: 28-2148 (706 amino acids)
Biological process (GO): transmembrane transport
Cellular component (GO): membrane
Molecular function (GO): secondary active sulfate transmembrane transporter activity; bicarbonate transmembrane transporter activity; chloride transmembrane transporter activity
Source: RefSeq, a predicted model, not a curated record